CAGCCCUAAGUGAUAUUCAGUAUUCACCACAAUAAAUAUUUCAUCGUCGCAAGUCCGGUGUGCCCCUUGCAUGUCUUCCUCUCUCUACUGUACCGCUCCGUCCUUCGUCCACCUAAUGCUGUUGAACGCCGUCUUUCGCCCUCUUUUCUGAGCCCGUUAUCCCCAACCUCCAUCUCUGUUGGCGUCAUGAAAAAGAGGUAGUGCAUGCUUGGCCGCUCUCCUCCAAAUAAACUAAUCAGUAUGAUUCUAUAAACCUAGCACCUACCUUCAAUCUUAAUGAAUGGUUCAGAUAGGCGCAAUUUUACGAAUAAGUAAUCAAAGGUUUUUCCAACACUACGAGCAACUUGCUGUAAACAUUGCCCUAAGCUAUCUGAAAAGUUCCAUGUGCCUCUUUUCAACUAGUUCUGGGAGAUUCACAGAGCAUGCGGAGGUACCAGGAAGGCGCCAAAGAUCAGAGAGAAAGCCAUUGGUGACUAGCAUCAAUGAGCUCAAACGUAGUGCGAGAUUGGACAGGAAAAAGAGGCAGGAUGUUCGUGAGAUCUUGCUCAGGCCGCCUGAAAACGGGCUGCUUGUAAAGAGAUUGAUUCCUGUUGCCCAUGAGGUAUAUAAUGCAAGGAAAGAGCUCUAUGAUUGUGUCUCUUCUGUUCUGAAGAGCGUACUUGUUCAUGUGUGCAGAUUUUGUGAGGAAGUUUAUGUUGGAGAGUUUCCACAUCAAAUACGCACAUGCGAUGUUGCUGGGAGUCUUCCGACAAAGGAGCAUUGUUGGGUUCCAGGAGGAAUUGAGAAUGUGCUUCCAGUGGUUGACUCCUUCCAUCUGUAUGAUAGAUUGGGUAGAGCAGUUUCUCAUGAGGAAAGGCUUCAAGUCGAUAGAAUUCCUGCCAUUAUUGAAUUGUGCGUGCAGGCAGGUGUGGAUUUAUCUGAAUAUCCUUCAAAGAGGAGACCUUAUCCUGUUUAUAAUAUUGCAGGAAAGCUGAUCGAUUUUGAGCGGAAGUUUCCACGGGACUAUUCGAGUGGAAAAGAUAUUGAGCCGCAUGGGUUUUGGUUGAGGAAGAAGGAUAACAACCAUUGCAAUACUCCAUUUUUUUUGUCUAAUGAAGAUCUUCAAGGUAUUGCAGUGCGAGGGAUGAGUGCAUGGGAGAGAAUGAGGUUAGGUGCCGUACAACUCAUGGAAAAAUACGCUGUUCAAACUUGUGGGUAUUGCCCUGAGGUUCAGGUAGGACCUAAGGGACACCGUGCUAGAAUUUGCCAGGCAUACAAGCAUCAAAUGAGAGAUGGACAACAUGCAUGGCAGAAGGCAGCCAUUGAUGAUUUGGUGCCGCCAGUUUAUGUAUGGCAUGUUCCUGGCCCCUAUAAUGGUGGCAAAUUACUUGUGCACAACCUGAGGAUGUAUUAUGGGAAGCUCCCAGCUGUAGUUGAGCUUUUUGCGCAAGCUGGCGCUUGUGUAGGGGAGUGUGGGCUUCUGAGGGAGGAUGUGGCAGUUCCGGGGUUGGAUGAGGACAAACUGGUUGUAUGA
Phalaenopsis equestris is the source of this 1513-nucleotide messenger RNA. RefSeq names its product APO protein 3, mitochondrial-like. The record is from RefSeq and is a predicted model, not a curated record. Gene Ontology annotation, molecular function: RNA binding. The transcript is spliced from 4 exons. NCBI's taxonomy places the organism in Eukaryota, Viridiplantae, Streptophyta, Magnoliopsida, Asparagales, Orchidaceae. Bases 281 to 1513 code for a protein of 410 amino acids.